AUAUGGGCACUGUGUCAGCUGUUCCAGCAAACAAGAUCCGGAUCACUGGAAAGGUCAGGUUCUGCUGUGUUGUCUAAAGCGACCCAGGAGGGAACUAGCAGCUGAUCUUCAUUGUCUCCAUAAUAUCCUGGAUUAUACAGUCUCUGUUGAGACUGUUGCUGGCAUGUUAAAGUGUUAGUGUUUACCCUCAUACAAGUAUAUGGACAGAUGAUGUAACAGCAAUUUAUUUGAUCAUGAUGCUGUUCUCCUAAUGACUCUAGAGUGAAUACAGCCCAGCAGAGGAACUUCAAUAGAACCCCAGAAGCUGGCGGUAAAACGUUAAGGGAAUAAAAGCUAUAAAAGAUAGUGAAACACUAGAACUGAAGUCAUUCUGAAAGUGUAUACUAGUAGUGCUUGGUCGUCCACUCUGUAAUCAGGACUGAAAAGCUCAAACUGGAAAAUGUCAUUACAUGGCAAGCCAGAAAGUCACCCUCUCUCUGAGUGAUGAACAAGGAUACUUAGUGAUAGAAGCUGGGAGAGACAAUGAAUUUAUUCUUUCUCUGUUCGAAUUCCACCACUGCGGCCUAAUGGUGGCCUUCACAUCACGUGAUUGCGUGACUGCCUGAGGAGGCCAGAAGGCAGGCCAUGGUCACACUAGCUGUGCUGUUGUCAACAGAACUUUGGCACCAGUUGACUUCAAUCUCUACUUGGCACUUCAACUUUGAGAAAUGCCAGUCUUUACUCGGUGUACUAAGCAGUACCUACCAGGAUAUUGAAAGCUGUACGGGAUAUAAACGUAAUUAGUAAUCGAUACGACCUGUCUUUUGAUCAGCCCGACAUCACUACAGCUUGAAGCAGCAAUGGAUACGAUCAAGUCUUAUUUCCAGAAGAUGAUGCCACAGAGCCAUACCAUGAGAAAGGGCAGUGGCAAGUGGAAGCGUGGGCGUAGUCGGGAACGAGAGAGGACAGUAGGGAUGAUGCCCCACCGGUCCGCUUCAACGUCACACGUUGACUUCGCGCCACACGACUCAGACAUGGACGCCAUCUCUAUGUCUUCCGGCCGCACUUUUUCUCCGUGCCUGGACACGUUUGGUCCGCGGAAUCUCCAGUUCCACAGAGCCUCGGAACCCCACUGUGCAGUGACUUCCGGAAGGUCUGGCGGCCUUACUCGCUCUGGUGUUGGAGAUUUCACACUAGGUCGCUCCCACAUGCAGCCUCUCGGCGCCCCGAACGCCCCAGGCCCUAGUGCUGGGCAUCAUUAUCACAAUCAGCUUCAGUUACAGCAGCUGCAGCAGCAGCACCGAGCAGAGGUGACCAGAACCCCGCCGCCGUCCAAACCACCUCGUAAGGAUUUGGUGUUUUCCGUACAGUUGGACACAGAGGGUCUAAGUGAUAUUGGUGUGGAGAUUGAUUGUGUGCCAACGCCGUCCACCUCGACACCUCCUACUCCGGCCAAGGGUUCACCUAAAUGUAAAGUAAGCGGCUUGGAGCAGGAAGGGCGUGAAGUUGAAAGCUCAGACAGCCAAAGCGCCUGCAGUACGCCCAGGUCUGUGCGGACUCAUGCAAGCCAAGAAGAGAACGGGGCUGGUAGAGACAGACCAUCGAGUGGGAGCAGUUGUGGGGGUCAUGGUUUGACAUGUAAGGUCGUGUCCUUGACCCAAGGAAGUCGUUGCCACUUAGACGGACGAGUCAAGGUCAAUGACGAAAUUGUGGAUAUUAAUGGAGAAGCUCUUCACAAAGAGACCAGGGAAGCUGCAAAACAAAUUCUUGAGAACGCCAUCAAGUCUGGUCACGUGGUGCUCACCAUCCGAAGGAGGAGAAAAAGAGCAGCAGUCCCGCCGCCGCUACCAACACGACAGACAUCACUAGUGAACUCCAUCCCCAAGGUUCGCAGCGCAUCCACUGACGGGCUUAACAACGUCACCCCAUCCGCUUAUCAAAACUGUACGACUUUUGACCCCGGCGCACGAGCACGGUCGCUGGACGAUCCCGACACCCCCGAACCUGUGAGUCUUGAGUACGCCAAUGAGGAUUUAAACAUCUCCUCCGAUGACGUUUUCGCAGACUCCACGACCCCAGAAGACAGGGUAACCUACAUUAACCUCCCUCACAUUCGUUUCCACCAAGGAGUGGGACCUCCCCAAAAGGCGAACGGUCAUCUUCCUGGACCCCGCACCACGGGUCAGUCUUCCAGCUCUGACCAGCAGACAGUGACGGGGGAGUCACGCGUCCACAGCACGUCUGCUGUAGAAGAACUGGUCACGUGGUCACCAGAGACGGCCAGAUCUAACAAGAGACCGGAUUUCUACGUACCUGGGGAAGAGACCACGGGAGGGGAUCUUCAGAGACAGAGUUCUACCUCGACGCUUGUAGACGAAGUGGAAGGCGAGACUGGUCGAACAACAAGCCACGAUCCAGUAGCCGAUGCCAACAGCGGGCUGGGCGGGGCACUUCAGAAAGCUGCCCCUGCUCCUCUUGUUGGCAGCACUGGGAAGCUAAAUCAGACCACACCCAUACGGAAGAUGGCAGAAACAAAGCCAAAAGCCGGUGACCAACAGGUCCCUGGGCCGACGCCGCCGGCUGUGAUGUCCAUGUCCAGCUUUACACCAGGCGAGGCCCAGACUGGACCCCUGCCAAAUGUGGCGUCACCAGCGUCCAAGAAGCGAAUGAUCACCAAGCUGGUACUGCGAAAGGAUGAGCGAGGGCUGGGCCUGCACAUCGCCGGUGGGAAAGGCUGUAAGAAGGGAGACCUUGGUAUCUUUGUCGCCGGACUCACGGAGGGAGGAGCUGCGCUUCGAUACGUAAAUCUUCAUCAGUGGCAUCACCAUCCACGAAGUUCCUGGAUGGUCCCAGAGUUGUUUCCCCCGCUUUUUCUGCACGCACCAAUAAGGGCAUGUCAAGCAACUCCCAGGCACCAUCAGGAGACUAUUCCUGUGACAACAGACAGGGUGACAGCCAGUUCCAGGAUGGGGUAAUGACCACUGGAGAGGGAUCGUCCGGUCCUCAGUCCUUGCCGGAAGUUGUUGCCCAGACACCAUGUGGAACGAUAAUGAAAUGGGAAGAAUUGUUUGAGAAAUUCCAACCGGUAGAAGAUGGAACAGCCCCACGAGUGGCAGGCUCAUCUCGACCACUGAAACCGGGUGUACCUAUAACUAUAACUGUCUUCAAGGGUGCUGGUGGGAAAGGACUGGGUUUUAGUGUUGUUGGAGGAUCAGAUUCGCCUAAAGGGAACAUUGGCAUCUUUGUCAGGCGGAUAUUUGGUCAUGGAGUUAUAGCUGAGGAUGGCAGGCUGAAAGAAGGGGAUGAAAUUUUGGAACUGAACGGUCAGCCUCUUCAGGGCCUAACUCACCAAGCGGCGUUGUCCUUGUUCCGCUCCUUGAAGCGUGGUGCUGUGACCCUGACCUUUAGGUCAAGAGUGACAUCCCCAAGAGCAAGCCCUCGGAAUUCCCCAUGUGCCUCUCCUCGUGAAUCUCCUGAUGGAAGUCCAGUGUCAACACCAAAUCAUUCUCCAUAUGCAUCACCCAGAAACAGUCUGAGUGAAGUUCCUCCAGACCUAUUGGAUGGCCAAUUUGUGCACAGGCUAAAUGGGUCUCUCCUGGUAAACUCAGACAAGCCAUCAGACAGAUUUCUCAAUGGUAAUCUGCCUAAAACUGAACACAAAACUUUGUUUGAACAGGGCAAAAUUGAGAAGCCUUCAAAGCAAGAUGCAGUGCGCCCUAGCCCAGACACUCAUAAAAACAAACUCUUGCCCCCCAAACCAAAGCCAGCACCCAAACCGGGAGGCGUCAUCAAUGGAGCAAAUGAGAGUAAAGGAAAGGUCAGCUACAUACCUCCUUUCCCUAAAAGUGACCGGGCACAGGAGGAGAGCACACUGAGCUCAGCCGGUGCUGGGAUGUCUCAGAGUGUUGUGGUACUGCCUCAGCAUCCAAUCAGAAUGUCUGACGACACGAAUGUGCACAGGUCAGUUACACACAGACAAGAGGGACAACCCUUUGUGAGGUCAGCCAGCCUGAAAGCCCAAAGACAUACUGACAUAGAAGAGAGGCACCACCAGCCUAUCCAUAGGGAGUCAGGAUCUCCCCUUGUCCCACACCAGGUGGUCAGUUCUCCAAAGUCUAGUUCUGUGGUAAAAAUGCAAGUAAAGCCUGUGGAAACUCAUGUAGCGCAGAGCUCACCCGUGAUGAAUCUGAACAGUUUUAAGCCAGGAGAUGCAACUUAUGGCACCCCUACCAAUAAACGAAAGCAGUACAUAGAUCAGGAUAUGGCAAACAAGUCAAACACAUUGCCCCCAAAGAGCACUAGUGUGGUCAAAGUUGUGGAGUCCAGGGUCCAGUUAGACCACAAGAAAGGCAAUGCAUCUCCUGCUAUGAGAAAAAAAAAUAUUGCAUCUACAUCCAAGGCUGUUGACCGUGUUGAUCAACAGUUGGCAGAAAACAGAAAGCAGAUUGAUGUAUCAUCACCAUUGAUUGGACAGCGGAGGCAAAUUCCGCAGUUAGUGAAUAAACCUAGCAAUGUUGCUCAGUCACAAUAUAGCAACUUUUCUUCAGAAUCAAAAACGCUUCCUCGACCACAGCAUAAUAGCUCUUCACCUUCACCUUUCCAUUCAACAAAUGGUCCCCCUAAUGGCCAGCACCCACAAAGCUGCCUGGACCAGCCACGUAGUCUGGACUCGUAUGAAAUGUCAGUCAAUGAGAAAAAUGCCCACAGAGCGGCUGCACCUCAGACAAGCAGGAAGUACUCUGAAGGUUCUAUGACUACAGGCUGCUAUUCCUCUCUCCCACGUGGAGGCCGCCGUAACCACCCACACACGCAGCACAUACCUGUUGAUCACUACCAUGCACUGCACAGCACGGGUCAGUAUCAAAACUUGCCUAUGACGCAACAUUCUCAGCAGUAUAAUAACCUGCAAAAUGUUCAAGAAGCCUCUUCAAAAAUGAAGGAAGCAGAGCACCUGCUACAAGAUUUACUAAUGACACAGGAAAACACAGAAUUUCCUACAAAACCAUUUGAUGAUACAGCUUUGACUUUCUUUCAUCACAAUAGAGCUUUUGCUAGACUUGCUUCCAUGCCACAUCCUCUACCACCUUUAGACAAUGGCAACUCCUCAAAUUUCUCAACUUUUGGAUCUCCUUUACAGACAUUCGGACCUGGUGCUGAGCUACCCCACCCAUCAUCAGCCUCCUCCUUCAGGUCUUUCUCACAAGCAUCUUAUUACCACUACAGAUCUAAUGAGGCCACUGCAUCAUUUCAGUCUGCAUCUGCUGAAGACCAAGCUCUGUCGUCCUAUGAUAACCCCUCCAAUUUCACUCAGCCAAACUCCUUGCACAUGGCAAGCAGCACCCCACCAACCCCCAGCAUGAUGGCCCCUCGCAAGCUUCCUCAGAUGUCACCCAUCAGUAGUGUCCGGCAAGGAAGUGCAAACAAAUCUGCUCACAGUAUGUCAAAUCAAGUCAGGGCCUCUGGACAUGAACCUCAGACCCGAUGUACAUUUGAAGUCCGACUUAACAAGGAGGAAGGAACAUCUAUUGGUAUCAAUGUUGUACGAAAAAUAGUUGCAGGCAUCAGCAAUAUUUAUAUCCAAGACAUCAUACGAGGCUCCACAGCAGAUCUGGACAGUCAUCUGAAGAGAGGAGAUUGCCUCUUGUCAGUGAAUGGUCAGAACAUGAAGGACAUGACCCUACUGGAUGCCCACCAGAUGUUCAAAAGUUUACUUCCAGGGCCUGUCCAUAUAAUGGCAGUCAGGACCAUGUGACCAAAAA
Aplysia californica (California sea hare) is the source of this 5738-nucleotide messenger RNA. RefSeq lists its product as uncharacterized. The record is from RefSeq and is a predicted model, not a curated record. Gene Ontology annotation, molecular function: protein binding. Lineage: Eukaryota; Metazoa; Mollusca; Gastropoda; Aplysiida; Aplysiidae.